UAGUCGGACCUACCUCUGCCCUAGAGGCUAGAAAGGGUAUCAGGUAUCCUCAAUUAUGGGUUGUCUAAAACGCAUUGAUGUGUAUAUCAUGAAGCAGCAAUGAUAUGUAUGUUCAACCACUCAAACGGAGAGUAGGUCAUUGGCGUCACAGAUGUUCAUACUUCACGACUCUUCACAGACAUCUCGAGGUCACGCGCCAUCUGGCGUUCAAGAUGCUCUUUGCGUCCCGAUACGGUCACGAAUGGGCCCCACUGGGCAGCAACUCGAAAAUGGUAGUCUCUGUCACCACAAUAUACACACGAUCCUUCAAGGAAUGUCCCGCCGGUCUUCGCGCGCCAGCUAAUGCAAGCAAUCUCGAAAACGACGCAGGAAUGAUGCACGGCUGCAAGUAUGAUUGGACUUGUAGUGUCUCAUCACCACAUAGGACGGCCUCUGCCAAUGCAGGUGGUCGCGAUGCAAUCCCGAUCUCAUCGCACCGGCUCACCCGCUGUUCAUACUUCCAAAUUCAGCACCGCGCGUCGCACCGAGUGGUGGUGGCGGCACGCGGCGAUGUCAUGGAGCAAGGUGGACACCUACUUAAAGCACGGUACAAGCACGUCUCGCCAUUGCUCGCGCCCUCCGGCGUGCUCGGACUGAUCCCUGAUCGGGAUCGAAUGAGGUCGCGCCGCGCUCGAUCUCUCCGUCGACUGCUUCUGCGAUUCGCGCCGAGGAUCUCCGAGUGCGACGCGUUGACAGACGCCCGUCAUAUAUGUUUUCAGGCUCAUUUGAAAUACCAUCGUACCGGCGUCUUGCGUACUUAGCGACUGCGGAUACUCCUGAGUCGUGGUGAACCCGGUGUUGACCGAAGUCUACUCUGCUCGUUGAUAAGUACUUAGGUGCGUAGCAGGCUCUCCAUCCCUCAGCUCGAAUAUAGCUUACGAUCGCAUGGUCUCUUCGAAAUACGUCGGUGGAACAUGGCAUCGCACCACACAACCUGCGCUCAAGCUGUCCUGUCUUUGCCUUUGUCCUCCUUACUGGGCAUGCAGUGGGAACGGUUGACGGCAUAGACUCCUAUCUCCAUUACAAAUGCAGGCGCGACGUUGGCUACAGGGCGCCAGGUCUUCCAUCAUAACCCCGCCCUGCAUGAUUGACCUGACUUUGACUUUCUGAUGAUACGCUCAACAGACGCUUGUUGUC
Messenger RNA from Rhodofomes roseus, 1176 nucleotides. RefSeq lists its product as uncharacterized. The transcript has 6 exons. Lineage: Eukaryota; Fungi; Basidiomycota; Agaricomycetes; Polyporales; Fomitopsidaceae. The coding region runs from base 105 to 800 and encodes 231 amino acids. The record is from RefSeq and is a predicted model, not a curated record.